AUGGGCUCAGCUCUACCCAGCAUGGCCAUUCCGGAGAUCACAGACGAGUGGGGUGUGACGUCUUCAGAAGAGAGUGUUUUACCCAUCUCCGUGUAUCUCAUCGGCUACGUCUUUGGCCCGAUCAUCUGGGGGCCCCUGAGUGAACAGUUCGGGCGGAGAAACUUGAGCAUUGGCGCUUUCUCCGUGUUUUCACUCUUCACCAUGGCCUGUGCCUUGGCGUCCAACUGGCCCUCAUUCUUGAUUUUCCGCUUCUUUUGCGGCAUUACAGGGAGCUGUCCCAUCGCCGUCGUGGCUGGGAUUCUUGCUGAUAUCUACGGUGAACCCCGGACAAGGGGCCGAGCCUUCGCCAUCUUCAUGGUCACGACCGUGUUCGGUCCGCUCUUUGCACCCAUUGUCUCUGGCUUCUGUUCCUCCAGUAUCGGCUGGCGCUGGACUUUCUGGAUCGCCCUGAUUGUCUGUGGUGUCACUUUUGUCAUGAUCAUUCUCCUGCCCGAGACCUUUGGACCCAUACUCCUCGCUAGACGUGCAGCUCGCAUGCGUGCCGCUGACCCGCCUGCGAGGGUGGUCGCACCACGAGAUCUCGAGUCGACCGACUUGAAUCAGCUUCUCACCGUGGUGCUGACACGGCCAAUCAGGAUGCUAAUCUCGGAACCGAUUGUGAGCACCACCUGCGCGUACCUGGCAUUGUGUUACAGCAUAUUCUACAUGUCUUUCCAGGCGUUCCCCAUCAUCUUUCAACAACUGUAUGGUCUAUCACCCGGAGUAACGGGACUGUGCUACCUUCCGAUUGGCGUAGGGGCAAUAUUGUCUCUGCCCGUAUUCUGGUAUUGGGAUCACUUCCUCGCUCUCGCUGUUUCAAGGGGAAAGACGUGGACCAAGCGUGAAGAGUUGCGUCGCCUCCCGCUGGCCUGCGUUGGUGGGCCAUCCUUCGUCAUCGCACUGUUCUGGUUGGGAUGGUCUGCGCAGGAGGGAACCUCGUUCGUUGCGCCUAUGCUGGCAGGCAUACCUUUUGGCUUUGGCUUCCAACUCAUUUUCAUGGCGAUGCUGAAUUAUCUGACCGAUGCCUACGAUACCUUCGCAGCGUCAGCGAACGCCGUGGCAGGCAUGUGUCGGUCGUUGCUCGCGGUGGUGUUACCGCUGGCAACGAGCCACAUGUUUAACAAUCUUGGCAUUUCUGGGGCGUGCUCUCUUCUCGGCGGCCUGACUGCGGUAAUGUGCGCAAUCCCAUUUGUGUUCAUCUGGAAAGGACCCAGCAUCAGGGCCAGGUCCAAGUUUUGUAUUGCUUUGCGUGAAAGAAGAGAAGAAUUGGCUCGAAAAGCGGAAGAAGAGAGGCUUAGGGCCGAGCAUUCUGGUGAGCGCGAAAAGGAACAGGCAGUCUGA
Molecule: messenger RNA, 1380 nt
Organism: Emericellopsis cladophorae
Lineage: Eukaryota; Fungi; Ascomycota; Sordariomycetes; Hypocreales; Bionectriaceae
Product: Polyamine transporter-like protein
Exons: 2
Coding region: 1-1380 (459 amino acids)
Biological process (GO): transmembrane transport
Molecular function (GO): transmembrane transporter activity
Source: RefSeq, a predicted model, not a curated record